Molecule: messenger RNA, 285 nt
Organism: Puccinia graminis f. sp. tritici CRL 75-36-700-3
Lineage: Eukaryota; Fungi; Basidiomycota; Pucciniomycetes; Pucciniales; Pucciniaceae
Exons: 4
Coding region: 1-285 (94 amino acids)
Source: RefSeq, a predicted model, not a curated record
AUGAAGGUGGUUCCAGUGAGUGACUGUUGGAAUUCAAUUCCUUGUCUGAUCACUCAAAAGAGGAGAGCAUCAGCAGAAAUAAGCUGUUCAGCAGUUGAACAAGAGAAAGGUGUGAUCAAAGCUUAUGUGUCGAGCAGUGAUGUCAUUGAUGUCACUAGCAAAGAGAUAAAUGAUGAUCAUGAUCGAUCAUCGAGCUCUAGCUCUUACUCGAACAAGCCUAUUGAACGCAAACUUAUUACUCGUAUCUUUCUGCCGUUAGUCGACCCAUCGAACAAAAAGGAUUAA